AUGGAUGAGGUACUAGUGCAAACAACCAAGAGCAGGAGGAUCCGUAUGGUAGAAAGAAAACCAGAAAAAGAAGUGUUGAUAAACCCAAAACGAAACAUCUUGAAGCAAGAGCUAUUGGACCUAACCGCUUUAAAGUUCACCAGUUAUCGUGGAGUGACUACGAGGAAGAUGAUUUCUAUCCUUAUAGAUAGUUGGGAUUUAGUGGAUCAAUGUGACAAGGAUCAAUUGUGGUUGAACAUAAAGAAUUAUUGGCAUAUACGAGAUGAUAAUCAUAAAGCACAAGUACUUAGAGAUUGCAACACGCAAUGGAAGGCCUACAAGUCGGCGCUUCUUAAGUUGUGGGAAAAAGGUGUCAAUCCAGUAAAAGAAUACCCGUACCUUGACAAAGCAAUGUGGAAAAAGUUUAUUGUUCUAAAAUCCACGGAAGAAUUUGAGGAAUUAAGAAGAAAAGGAAGGGAGGCAGCAAAUAAAAACAAGAAACCAUCCUCGGUUGGGCCCAAGCGGGUAUCGUGGAGAAAACGCAAUGCAUCGGGGCAGUUGGUUAUAACGCCAGAGACCGAACCUCUAGCAGAUAAGAUUAUCCAAAAAGAUAUUCUGUUAUCUCAAGGAGUGUUGGAGCUUGGACCUCGAUCUGAUCUACUGGCGGAGGUACUAGGACGGGAACAUUCCGGUCGCACGAGGGCAGUUGGUCAUAAUUCGGAUUAA
Messenger RNA from Lactuca saligna, 705 nucleotides. The record is from the annotation of a GenBank genome assembly. Lineage: Eukaryota; Viridiplantae; Streptophyta; Magnoliopsida; Asterales; Asteraceae.